GGAGAGGGUCUUCGCUGCAGCCUGCGGAAAGGGGCGGUGACGGACCACUGUCAGUCUCAUACCUUAUAUGGAAAUUGGACUAUUACAUUCCGGAAAUGAAGGGGGCGCUAUUUUCACAGUCACUAGUAUAAAUACCUUAAAGAAGCGGGGUAAGAAGUUUGAGAGGUUUCACCACUGACAUUUGCCACGCGAUCCACAAUGCAAAAACCAGGAAGUCAGCAAAAGAUGCACGUAUCAAUUUGUAACACUGGGAUCGGAGCUAAAAUUGUUCCGUACUGCAUGAACAACAAGUACUACUGUCCCCUUUGCUCAUACAGUGCGGAUGAGUCUUACAAGGUUAAGAACCACAUUGCAAGAACUGCUGUGGUUCAACAUAACGAAUUCCAUAUCUUCAGAUGUGGCCUACCAUGUAGAGACACCACUCACUUCCAUUGUCCUUACUGUUUUUCCACCAUUGACAGAAGGGACAGGUUUGUUAAUCAUUUGGUUAAUCACAGAAUGACUUUUCACAUGGUGUCCAGCUGUGCAGCAGCCCAGCCACCUGUCCACCUACCAGCUACAGACAUCCAGGCUACACAGGCGCCUGUCCGUCCAGCAGCUACAGACAUCCAGGCUACACAGGCCCCUGUCCGUCCAGCAGCUACAGACAUCCAGGCUACACAGGCGCCUGUCCGUCCAGCAGCUACAGACAUCCAGGCUACACAGGCGCCUGUCCGUCCAGCAGCUACAGACAUCCAGGCUACACAGGCGCCUGUCCGCUCAGAAGAUAUGAUUACAUGUGAAAUGUGCAAUCUGCGCCUGAGAAAAAAGAAUCUUCGUAUUCAUUUGAAAAGAAAACACCAUGAAAAAGUGGAGCUGAUUUCACAAAAUCAUCAUUUAAGGAGUCAGUGUGUGGAUGCAAAAAAAGGUGUUUUUGCUGUUCAGAAAUCCUUUUGUGGUCCAUCAAAACCUAUACAUGUAAUCAAAAACACCUGGUCACAAUUUCACAGAUCAGAGUGUGAGCUUGACAGGUGUAAUGUGAAUGCACAAUUUGCCAAGCGAAGUGGGAUUUUGCCUUUUGAGUGUGAACACAUUCAAUCAUUACGCUUUUGUCCACGCGCCACAGACUCAGAAGGACCUCUGUCUGAAACUACCCUCAACAUCCUGGUUGACAACUUAUGGUUCAGUGUUAAAAGAAAAGAAGAACUUUUAAAAAAUCAGCAAGAGGCGCUAUCAAGUAAUACGCCGUUUUCAGUUCUUCUUUUUGGCAGUGGGACAGACACAACUUUUCACGUGUCUAUCUUUGAACCAAAAAUGGCAUUUUUCAGCAGACUUGGAAGGGUGAUUGUCACUUACGACAAAGGAAAAAAUACCUGGCAUUGUGCAUGUACAGAGGGCAAAAGGUCCUGUACGCACAAGGCUACGGCAAAGUGGCAUCUUUUUGAAAAAAUGCCAGACAUGUUCAAAGCAGCAGUACAUUCAGAGGAGGAUGUUAUGUGUGGGACAACAGUAUCAGAAUGUCAGGAGGAAAGUGGUUCCAUUACUGAUGAUGCAGCAGAGAGGAUAAUCAAGUAUUUGAUUUACCACAAGAAAAUACCUGCUGAUCUUCCUGACAGUCUUAUCACCAGAAGUAGAGACGCCAAGUCUCUCAAUGGGUUCCCCAAACAUCUGAUCCCAUCAGAGACUGAAUGCACAGAAUGUGGACAGCACGCCAGUCUUGGUGACCCUCAGUUGUUGUCUUCCACUGCUAAAAUAGUGACUCUGACAGGAGUAGUUAAAGGUAUAUCAACAUACAGGAAGACUUGCCCCAACUGUUCGAUGGUUUACCGAUAUCAAGACUGGGAAGAUGGUAUUCACAACUUCAACGAUCACUUGCUGCUGUCCAUACAUUUUUGUCUGGUACUGAGGAAUGCAUUGCAGACUCACACUGCUGUAAGUCGCAUAAUCGAAACUAUCGAAUACACAGAAGGAGAGAACUUUCCUUUCAAGGAUCGAAUCCUGCAGGCAUAUCUGUCGUUUGAAGGUCUAAGUGACCAUGAUUACCAAUACUCAUGUGAUUCAUGUGGGUAUCAUCCUGCAAUUGUUGUCAUGGAUCUACAUAAGAAAGGUGUUUUCAGCAUGCCAGUUAGUGAAAUACCAAACCCACCUCAGCAAUAUAAUGGCGAAGUUAAUGCGCGCUCAUUUUGGGAAGCGGUUACUAUGGAAGUGAUUAGCCGUGGACUUUAUCCACCUGGCUGCAAGAAUCCUUUUGUUGUAAAGCCUACUUAUCACAACUGGUCCCCCUGGAUUGGACCACAGACAAGACGAUCUGACAUUUUGAUCAACACAGAGAGUGAAAAAGUCCACUUGCCUGAUUCCGACAGUGAUGUAGACCAGUUUCUCACAGAAGAGCGGCUUGCAGAUGAGGUUCUCAAUCUCAAGCUACCUGAGAUCAGGAGACUCUGCAGUCAAUGUGGAAUUGACAGCAGAGGUUCUAAGAUGGAUCUUGUGCUCCGUCUGCGGGACAAAAUGGCUUCUAGAGCCACAUAUAACAAGGUUUUUGAGAAAGUGUGGGGUGCCUCUGGUGGAUGGGCUGUAAUCACUUGUCCCUGUGGCAUUAUUUAUUCUGUAAAGUUUAACCUGAGAGCGGAGAGCCCUAGAGACUUUGCAGACCUUCUUUUAUCCUGGAAGUUUUUUCCCAAUAUUACAGUGUAUGACUACCCCAGGGGAUUGGUAAGUCAUCUAAAGAAGAGGUGUGCUAAGGAUACCCCAUUUACCAUCCACGAUGGUAGAUUGGUUGAGGCCACCCCUGAAAACAUAAGACAAGCUACUGAAAAAAAACUUGCUGUAAACUUACCCUGGUUGAAGCACAGGAAAGAACCAGAAGACAAGGGAGGGCAUCCUGUCACUGGCUCAUUAGAGCAUUAUUGUCUGAGUGACGUUUUCCACCAAGGCAAUAGUAAGGAUGAGAAGGAUGUCUUGCGGAAGAUUGAGAUGGUUCCAGAACUGGCAGGAAGAUUAAACAGCCAGUGUGCAGAGCAACUAUUUGCAGGCAUGAGGAAAAAUAACUACUUCCUGAAUAUGCUCAACCCAUCCACGCACAUCUUUCUGCAAAGAAACAUCCUCCACCAUUUCAAUCUUAGGAAGAACACAAAAACCAAACAAAACAUUCUAAAAGUUGCGGGGCCGCAUGCAAAUUUGGUCCUAGACAAAAAUGGAUGCAUCAUAAUGGGCUGUGAGAAAAACCAGCAACAUGCUUGCAGUUUGGAAGCCAGCGUUAUUCAAACUCACCAAUGUUCUCUUGAUGACUCUUUGACAAGCUUACAAACAACUGGAGCAAAUAAAUUCACCUGGACUCAAAAGCCUAAUAACACAGAAAUUACUUUGCUUGCUCAAGUAUUGGACCAAACCAGAGAUCCAGCUGAAUAUGUUGCUUGUGUUGAUGGGCAGGUCCUCACCAGAGGAGACAUGUUCACUCUUGGUUUAUCGCAAGACAUGAAUGGGCAGAUUCUGAACUCCUGUCUGAAAGUUGUUGAAAGAAUGUGCAUCAACAAGGGCAUCAAAGUUUUUGCAGGAAACAGUCAUGUAGUCCACACCUGGUUUCCACCUCUUUCCCUUGACCCAGCACAACACCUACCACCGCAGGCACAAGAUCUGGACUGGGUUCUGAUUCCUGUGUGGCAUCCUGGACAUUGGACACUAUGCAUUCUGAAGCCUAAACAUAGGGAGAUUUUCUUCCUUGAUUCUAUCAAUGGCACUGGCUUCACUGAUGAAAACCGCAUCAGAACAUUAAGAGAAGUCUGUCUUCAGAUGUCAUCUGGUCCAUGGACAGAAUUUGUUGGCAACGAUGUUGAGGGAUUGCCGAAACAAGGACUGUCCAACAACUGUGGAAUGUUUGUAGUGAUGUAUGCACUGUACUUUGUGAUGGGAGCAUCAUUUGAUUUCAGCGAGAAUGAUAUGAUGACAAUACGAAGAUGGUGGUCUCUCACUCUCUUGACAAACUUCCCUGUGAAGUCCAGAGAAGAACUGCAAAAGGAGAGAAAGCGGAAAAAAGUUGAGGAAAGGGAAAAAUGUGAGACUCUGUUUGCUGAUGACCACAACUAUGCCAAAGCAACCGAGGCACAAAUUGAGGUACAAAGUAUACCGCCAAUCUUACAGAUGCCUUUGAUUGUCCUGGAAGCUAUUCUCCAGGAGGUAAUACUGGCACAGGGAGACACAGCUUACCUCACGUUGGCAUUGACAUGCAAGUCCUUUGAAGCCAUUGUGUCUGACCCAGUGUUCAGGAAGAAGACUCACUUUGCUUGGUUGGAUGGUGAGAUCAACUGGGAAAAUUUUUCUGAAUCAUUCAAGGCAGAAAACAGGAUUCCUUUUGCGGUUAUCCAAUGUUCUUCCUGUAACCGGCAGUAUAAAGACUCUGUGGGCUUCACCGGGCAUGGAAGACGAGGAGAGUUCCCUCGUUACUAUUGUGAUGGCAUACCUGGACACUGCCCUGAAUGCCAGUACUAAAUGCAAGGAAGAUAUUAGUUUUUUUUCUUUUUUUUUUUAUGAUGAAGCACAUUUGCCUUUUUUCUUGUUCAGUCAUUUGUUUUUGAAAUAUGUUAAUAAAAUAUUAUGUACAUUUUUGAAUGUUACUUUUGUUGUAACUCAUUUGAUUGAAAUUAUUUAGUUUUUAUAGAAAUGGUGUCAUUUCCACACAGUUACAUUGUGGCUGUAUUUUGUUGUAGAGUAGAGCCAAUAAAAUGGUUGUAAAUAUA
Molecule: messenger RNA, 4712 nt
Organism: Xiphophorus hellerii (green swordtail)
Lineage: Eukaryota; Metazoa; Chordata; Actinopteri; Cyprinodontiformes; Poeciliidae
Exons: 24
Coding region: 199-4464 (1421 amino acids)
Biological process (GO): proteolysis
Molecular function (GO): cysteine-type peptidase activity
Source: RefSeq, a predicted model, not a curated record